Molecule: messenger RNA, 768 nt
Organism: Melampsora larici-populina 98AG31
Lineage: Eukaryota; Fungi; Basidiomycota; Pucciniomycetes; Pucciniales; Melampsoraceae
Exons: 6
Biological process (GO): nuclear polyadenylation-dependent rRNA catabolic process; exonucleolytic trimming to generate mature 3'-end of 5.8S rRNA from tricistronic rRNA transcript (SSU-rRNA, 5.8S rRNA, LSU-rRNA); CUT catabolic process
Cellular component (GO): nuclear exosome (RNase complex); cytoplasmic exosome (RNase complex)
Molecular function (GO): RNA binding
Source: RefSeq, a predicted model, not a curated record
CCGGCUCAACCACAUCUUGUUGUCCCGGGAGAACUGAUCGCGUCUUCAAAAUUUUGGAUGAGAGGUCAUGGAACAUUUGUUGAAGACGGAAUGACUAUUAGGAGUAGCUUGGCUGGGACGAUCGAAAGGAUAAACAAGCUGGUGAGCGUCCGUGGUUUAAGGGGGCGCUACCGGCCUGAAGUUGGUGAUUUGGUGAUUGGUAGGAUUGCAGAGGUUCAAUCCAAGAGAUGGAAGGUCGAUGCGGGUGGUCGACAGCACGCGGUUCUGAUGCUUGGAUCUGUCAACUUACCAGGAGGAGUUCAGAGAAGAAAACUUGAAUCAGAUGAAUUACAAAUGCGAUUCUUUUUUCAAGAGGGUGACCUUCUCGUGGCAGAGGUUCAGGCGUUUUUCGGUGAUGGGGCCAUGAGCUUACACACCAGAUCGCUGAAAUAUGGCAAAUUACGAAAUGGACUCCUCGUGAAGGUUCCUCCUCAAUUGAUCCAUCGACUGAAAUCUCAUUUCCAUACUCUCUCAUGCGGUUUAGACCUGAUCAUUGGGAUCAAUGGUUGGAUCUGGAUAGCCAAAAAGCGCGAAUCUGCUCCAGAGGAUUCUAUGCAAGGAUCAGAGCAUGUAGAGGGAUUCGAAGUCACCACUGAAGACAUGUACUCUGACGUCAAUGAAGAGAUCGAUUACACUACACGGCUUACUAUCGCUCGAGUAGCCGCUUGCAUCAAUAUGAUCGCCUCAUAUUCGAUGCCGAUAUCCGACAUCACUAUCGGUCAAGCAUAU